AUGGAUUUGCGAUGCGUCUUGAUGCGUUUCAUGAUAAUGUUGAUCGUCUAUGAAGUUUUUGACAUCUUGAAAGUGAAAGAGCAUUGGUACCGGUGGUGGAGCCUUUCUGAGACACUUGAUGAUGAACCGUCUUAUGCACGUAGUGAAGAUGACUUGGCGAGAAGCCCUCGCGAUAGCCCAUUCGUAAGGAAUGCAUUGGAGAGUCCUUCAAAAGAAUUUACAACUUCUACUUUUGCAAAAAGUUCGGAAGCAGAUGCAGAAACACACAGUAACAAAAGUUUUGAUGAAUCAACCUGGGGUAAUUUAUUGGUUUUCUCUCCAUCUUAG
Vicia faba (fava bean) is the source of this 327-nucleotide messenger RNA. NCBI's taxonomy places the organism in Eukaryota, Viridiplantae, Streptophyta, Magnoliopsida, Fabales, Fabaceae. The record is from the annotation of a GenBank genome assembly.